This is a messenger RNA of Aspergillus ochraceoroseus IBT 24754, 312 nucleotides long. RefSeq names its product mitochondrial 37S ribosomal protein bS16m. The transcript has 3 exons. Bases 1 to 312 code for a protein of 103 amino acids. The record is from RefSeq and is a predicted model, not a curated record. Lineage: Eukaryota; Fungi; Ascomycota; Eurotiomycetes; Eurotiales; Aspergillaceae. Gene Ontology annotation, cellular component: mitochondrial small ribosomal subunit; ribosome. Gene Ontology annotation, molecular function: structural constituent of ribosome. Gene Ontology annotation, biological process: mitochondrial translation.
AUGGUUGUCCGGAUCCGUCUGUCGCGAUUUGGCAAUAAGCACCAGCCCUUCUACAACAUUGUUGUGGCCCAAGCACGGACGGCUCGUGACUCAAAGCCACUGGAGGUUAUCGGAACAUUCAACCCUGUCCCGCAACGGCCUACAAACUUGUCCGAUGAGGAAGCACGCAGCGCUAGGGCGUAUAAAGAGAUUUCCCUCGACCGAUCAAGGGCAAAGUAUUGGCUAGGAGUUGGAGCACAAGCCAGCGAGUCUGUUUGGCGGAUAUUGAACUUGGCUGGCCUCGUUCAACCCAACGCCAAUUCCCCGAAAUAA